CACCUCUGUGAGCCAUCGGAAUCGACGGUUGAUACCACAACUCGCCCCCGCGGAACGCCGACACAUAAUCUAGACAAUACGACCCCAGUGCAGUGCCCAGUUAAUGUGCUCCAACCAGGGAACCCACUUGCAACCAGCGGACGCUGCGCCACAGCCAGAGUUCCGGGAUUAAAGGGCGGCGCAGCAGCAGCAGGCUUCUGAUAUCGUAACUCCGGAUCGGAGCGAAAGGCCUCCAAGAUAUUCUGCCGAGGAACACAACGUUUGGGAUUUUGGGAUCAUACCAAGCCGAUGCCCAGGAAUAGUGUGCUCCUGAACAGGAACAAUGGCCGAUCGCGUUCUGUGCCAGGAGUUGGCAACGCCAGGUACUCACUAUCGUCGCCCCAAGUCGGGCAUAGCCAGCCCCAAUAUGGGGUACGCCAAUGGAGGCGGAUCCUGGCGAGCGGCUCCGAGGCACACCCAGAAACAGCAGCAUCAGCAGCAGCAGAGGCAAACGACGCCCCAGCAAUAUGGCAACAGUCCGGGAACUGGAACAACAAGCGGCGGUGGAGGAAGGUAUGUGGGCAAGUCCACGGCGGAGGAGCCGCAGCCAGUGGAGUCCACUGGAGCUGAGGUGGUGGCGGGUCUGCCGGCCACUCCGCGCACAACCAAGCAGACGCGCAACAAAAGUGAAGAAGCCAUCAAUGAUCUCCUUGUGCGUAUACCGGACAUUGGCAAACUGUUCGAUGUCCACAGCCGGAUUGGAAAUGGCACCUUCAGCACCGUCUUACUGGGGACUCUGCGGCGGGAAUCACAUCUGCCGGACAGUCUGCGCCGCAAGUUCGCCAUCAAGCAUCAUAUACCCACCAGCCAUCCGGAUAGGAUAAUGAAGGAGCUGCAGUGCAUGACCAAAAUGGGGGGAACGGAGAACGUGGUGGGCAUCCACUGUUGCCUGCGAUGCGAUGCCUCCGCCGCCUUCGUGAUGCCCUACAUGGCGCACGACCGAUUCCACGACUUCUACACGCGUAUGGAUGUGCCCGAGAUCCGGCUGUACAUGCGCAAUCUGCUGGUGGCCCUGCGCCAUGUCCACAAGUUCGAUGUUAUCCAUCGGGAUGUGAAGCCGAGCAACUUUCUCUACAAUCGCCGCCGGCGCGAGUUUCUUCUGGUCGAUUUCGGGCUGGCACAGCAUGUAAAUCCCCCGGCUCUGGGAUCUUCAGGAUCCUCCGUUGCCAACAACAACAACAACAAUAGCAAGCGACCCCGCGAGCGGGAUGCCAUGGAGACAGUGCAGCAAAGUGCACCAGCAGAUGCUGGCCUGGGUGGAGCUGUCAAGCGCAUGCGUUUGCACGAGGAGUCCAGCAAGAUGCCCCUGAAACCAGUCAAUGAUAUUGCCCAAAGCGAGCUGCAGCAGUCGGCUGCGGCAGAUGGCUCCAAUCCCGUCCAGCAACAGCCAGUGCAGCAACUGCAGCAGCAGCAACAGGGCCAGAUGGAUCAGACACCCUCGACCGCGUCUGGCAGCAAGUACAAUACGAAUCGAAAUGCCUCGGUAGCGGCGGCCAAUAAUGCCAAGUGCUUCUGCUUUGCAAAUCCAUCUGUUUGCCUCAAUUGCCUGAUGAAGAAGGAGGUGCAUGCCUCCAGGGCAGGAACACCUGGCUACCGGCCGCCAGAGGUGCUGCUCAAGUAUCCGGAUCAGACCACCGCCGUUGAUGUUUGGGCGGCGGGUGUGAUCUUCCUCUCGAUCAUGUCGUCUGUGUACCCGUUUUUUAAGGCCCCCAACGACUUCAUUGCUCUGGCCGAGAUUGUCACAAUUUUCGGAGAUCAGGCGAUUCGAAAGACGGCCUUGGCCCUGGAGCGCAUGAUCACGUUGAGCCAAAGGUCCAGGCCACUCAAUCUGAGGAAGCUGUGCCUGCGUUUUCGCCACCGUUCCGUUUUCAGUGACGCCAAGCUCCUCAAGAGCCACGAAUCUGUGGACGGAAGGUGCGAAGUGUGCCGGAACUGCGAUCAGUACUUCUUCAACUGCCUGUGCGAGGAUAGCGAAUACCUGACGGAGCCACUGGAUGCCUACGAAUGCUUUCCGGCCAGCGCCUAUGAUCUGCUGCAUCGCCUGCUGGAGAUUAAUCCCCAUAAACGGAUCACCGCCGAAGAGGCACUGCAGCAUCCGUUCUUCACGGCCGCCGAAGAGGCCGAACAGGCGGAUCAGGAUCAAGUGGCAAACGGAACACCGCAAACACGAAAGGUACGCCGGCAACGGUAUCAUAACCACAAGACGGUGGCCGCAACGCCGGAGCAACUGAAGCAGCAGGUGGCCCUCGACCUGCAGCAGUCGGCCAUCAACAAACUGUGAAACUAGUCCUCACCACACACAUUUUGUAUAUAAACUAUGCCCAAAUCACAUAUCACGAUUGUAUAUAGACCACACCCACCACCCACCACCACCGAGCACAUCUCAUAUGCACCCAGGCCCAGAAGAAACUCGUCCAGUGUACAGUGUCCAAGUGUCCAAGUGCCCCCGCUCGGCCACAUCUACUUACCUCAGGCUGCAGGAAGGAAACCAAAUGAAGCACUCAAUCCACGCAUAUAUAUUUAUAGAAACGUUUCAAGCAUGAACAAUAGGCAAGGAAUACCAAAAAGAAAGCGAAGAGAGAAUGAUUAUGAAGUAUGGUCGAAAGGAUUGGGCCACCGCCCAGUGGCAGAAGUUCUGCACUAUCCAGCAUGUUGUAUAGUUCGAAUAGUCUUAGCUAACCUAAGUAAUUAUUGUAUAUCUGAAAGUGCGUGCGCAGAUAUAUUAUUUAGAACCGAAAAUAUAUUUAUACCAUGAAUAAUGAAUGAAAUUUAUAAUACGGAACCGAAGAAAUUAAACAAUUGAACUCAAAUGCA
Messenger RNA from Drosophila suzukii, 2853 nucleotides. RefSeq names its product Cdc7 kinase (gene Cdc7). Gene Ontology annotation, molecular function: ATP binding; protein serine/threonine kinase activity. Gene Ontology annotation, cellular component: nucleus. NCBI's taxonomy places the organism in Eukaryota, Metazoa, Arthropoda, Insecta, Diptera, Drosophilidae. Gene Ontology annotation, biological process: mitotic DNA damage checkpoint signaling; protein phosphorylation. The record is from RefSeq and is a predicted model, not a curated record.